AUGAAAGAGGAAGUGCUUAUUCAAUAUAUUAUUGAUAUGGAUAAUCGAGGGUUUGUACCUAAAUUAAGUGGUAUGGAAGAUAUAGCGAAUUAUAUUCUUGAAUCGAGAGGUACGAAAAAGGUUGGAAAACUCUGGGCUCAUCGAUUUGUAAAGUGUCAUAUGGAAUUAAAGACAUAUUUCAAUCGUGUUUAUGAUUUUCAAAGAGCUCUUUGCGAAGAUCCCAAGCUUAUUGAAGAGUGGUUUCGAUUAGUAUCGAAUAUGCGGGCCAAAUAUGGUAUUCAGGAUUGCGAUUUUUACAAUUUCGACGAAACCGGUUUUAUGAUGGAUGUAAUAUACUCUGGAAUGGUUGUAAUUGAUACUGAACAGCGUGGCAGAAGCAAAGCAAUACAGCCAGGCAAUCGAGAAUGGGCUAUGGCGAUUAUAUGUGGUAAUAGAGAGGGUAAAACUAUACCUCCAUUUUUAGUGGUGCAAGGACAAUAUCACCUUUCUAAUUGGUAUACUGAAACCGAUCUGCCGGCAAAUUGGGUUAUUAAACCUACUAGCAAUGGAUGGAUGAAUAAUGAGACGGGUUUAGAAUGGAUAAAGCAUUUCGAUAAACAUACAAUCCAUCGAAGAACAGGCAAAUAUCGAAUGCUAGUAUUGGAUGGGCAUGAAAGCCACGAAUCGAUAUCUUUUCAAUCAUACUGUACGGAAAAUGAUAUUAUAUGCCUCAAAUUACCACCGCAUUCAAGUCAUUUAACUCAGGCAUUGGAUAUUGGAUGCUUUAGUGUAUUGAAACGAUCAUAUGGUUCUCAGAUUGAAGGAUUUAUCAAGGCUCAUAUCAAUCAUAUCUCAAAGGUUGAAUUCUUUAUAGCUUUCAAAGCUGCAUAUCAACAAUCGAUUACAAUUCAGAAUAUGAAAGCUGGCUUUCAAGGAGCAGGACUAAUACCAUUUGACCCUCAAGCCGUGCUCUCGAAAUUAGAUAUUCGAAUUCAUACGCCUAGCCCUUUAUCCACUCCCUCGGAACCUGUCGAUUCUUGGGUCUCUCAAACACCUCACAAUCCAACUGAAGCUCUUUCACAAUCGACUUUAGUCAAAUCUCGAAUAUAUCGUCAUCAAUCAAGCUCUCCUACACCUAUAUUCGAAACUGUAUUAGCUUUAGCUAAAGGCACAGAGAGAUUAGCACAUGAGAAUACACUUUUAAGUGCAGAAAUCCGUACACUUCGAAAGGCAAAUGAGGCAUUAAGCAAACAUCGACGUGCAAAAAAGACUCAAUUACAUCAAGGAGGAGUACUUACUGGACAAGAGGCUAUAGAUAUAUUAUCUCAGCAAGAAGUUGAUAUUCAGAUUCUACGUGAUGAGCGUCAAAAUGGAGCGAAUUCUAAUAGGGAAGCAUCUUCUAGUAGAUGCUGUAGUAAGUGUGGAAAACCAGGUCAUAAUUCAAGAACUUGUUCUAGUAAUGUAAUAGAUCCUAGAUUAUUAGAUUCCUAA
Messenger RNA from Sclerotinia borealis F-4128, 1470 nucleotides. The record is from the annotation of a GenBank genome assembly. NCBI's taxonomy places the organism in Eukaryota, Fungi, Ascomycota, Leotiomycetes, Helotiales, Sclerotiniaceae.